Molecule: messenger RNA, 1313 nt
Organism: Drosophila subpulchrella
Lineage: Eukaryota; Metazoa; Arthropoda; Insecta; Diptera; Drosophilidae
Product: UDP-glycosyltransferase UGT5-like
Exons: 4
Coding region: 1-1146 (381 amino acids)
Molecular function (GO): UDP-glycosyltransferase activity
Source: RefSeq, a predicted model, not a curated record
AUGUAUGACUUAAUAAAUAUUGCAGUAUUUCGUGACAACUUUGAUAUUAGCGAACACGCGCGCAGCAAAGGGCUCUUAAAAUUUGUUGAAUGGUACCCAUUUACCAUUUACCAUUUUACGGAUACAAUGAGUCUCUACGAAAGGGCAAUAAACACGGCCAUGCAGAUUGGUCAAGAGCUGAUGCAUAUGUAUGUUAUGCGUCAAACACAUCUUGUGCUGCGAAAACAUUUUGGGGCCAACAUACCGCAUCCUUACGAGUUGUCGCGCAAUGUGAGCUUCAUUUUGCAGAACGGACACGCAGUCCUAUCUUAUCCUAGAGCCUUUAAUCCGAAUGUAGCAGAGGUGGCUUGUAUUCACUGUAAACCAGCCAGAAAACUUCCCAGGAACCUUGAGGACUUCAUAGGUGCUUCUGGAGUCUCGGGAUUCAUUUAUGUUUCUAUGGGCUCUUCUGUAAAGGCUGCAAAUAUGCCAGAGGCGUUGCGUCGCAUGCUUGUGAAAACCUUUGCACGCCUGCCAUACCAUGUGUUGUGGAAGUAUGAAGGUAGUUCCGAAGACAUAAAGGAACUUACUGCAAAUGUAAAACUUUCAAGAUGGCUACCGCAACAGGACAUCUUAGGCCACCCCAUGCUACGUGCCUUUGUAACCCACGGGGGCCUGCUAAGCAUGUUCGAGACGGUAUUUCAUGGAGUGCCCGUCGUGACAAUGCCGGUAUUCUGCGAUCACGAUGUUAACUCAGCUAAGGCUGUGGUUGAUGGUUAUGCCGAAAAGCUAGAUCUUCGGAUGCUGUCGGCCAAUCAGCUUCACAAGACUAUUAUGAAAGUGAUUCACGAUCCUCGGUUCAGGAAUGCAGCGCAACAUCGCCAGAAACUCUUGCUGGAUCAGCGCUCAACAGCUCUGGACACUGCUGUAUACUGGACGGAGUAUGUGCUGCGUCACAAUGGCGCUUAUCAUCUUCAGUCUCCUUCACGCAAUAUGACUUGGUGGCAGUAUUAUUUACUCGAUGUACUUGCGGUUUUCUUAUUUUUACUUUACAGUCUGAUUUUAUUAAUAAAGCGUAUGGAUUUUCGGUCUGAAAAGCGACAGAGCCUUCCUUUGCUGAGACCUGACUUGCAUUCAAAGGCAAAAACAAAGUCAAAGAAGCUGUAAACAGAUCGCUGGAUAUUGGUUUUCCAUUUGAUGUUUUAAGUCCAAGGGGAAGUUUUUGUGAUUUGUUAAGUUCCAAAUAAGGGUCUGCAAGAAAGUCUUUACUGCUGUUCCAAAUAUUGUUUGGAUAAAUCAUUUUGUGAAUACAUGUCUAUAAUAAUAUUUGUAAA